This is a messenger RNA of Exophiala dermatitidis NIH/UT8656, 3201 nucleotides long. RefSeq names its product transmembrane GTPase Fzo1. Gene Ontology annotation, molecular function: GTP binding; GTPase activity. The transcript is spliced from 2 exons. Gene Ontology annotation, cellular component: mitochondrial outer membrane. The coding region runs from base 197 to 3013 and encodes 938 amino acids. Gene Ontology annotation, biological process: mitochondrial fusion. Lineage: Eukaryota; Fungi; Ascomycota; Eurotiomycetes; Chaetothyriales; Herpotrichiellaceae. The record is from RefSeq and is a predicted model, not a curated record.
GUGACUUUCGGCUGCAGCCACUUCAACUUUAUUACUACUUCCCCCAACUUCAGUCAGCGAGCCACCAUCCAUACAGCAACUAAACCCAUUCCAUUCCAUCCCUACUCGAUCAACUGUCAUUGUUAUGGCGUCCAUGUCCCCAUUCUUCCCCUAAAGGCCCUCCUCAACGAUUAAGGUUGCCGCGCACGCUUCGACGAUGAGCCAGUCUUACUUUCCCGGCGAGGGUUCCUCGAGGCGAGAACACCAAUACGACGAACCGAACAACAACCCGGACGAAAUGCCUUCUCCUCCACCGAGUGAGCCCGCCUCAUAUCGACCGCAGUAUAUGACGGUGGGCACUGGAGGACAGCCCACUCAUGCAGCAGCCCUUAUGGAACAACUGGAACGAGACUCAGGCUACGGCAGCAUGGCGGGCGAUGCGCAACAACGCGGUGGCGAGAUGCGCGCAUGGGAAGAUGAAUUGCUCCGAGACAGACCUACGCCCGCCCAUACCCCUCAGGUCGACGGGAGGCCGUCAGCAAUGUCGGACACAGAGAAACGUGCCCUGGCCAGCCAUGUCCACCAAUUGUACUACAAUCAAAACCGCGUCGCGCUGACGAAGGCGAUCGGCCAGACGAUGGAACUCCUGAAGCAAUUACAAGAAAUGAAUGCCCAGUGGCCAGCUCAUUAUCCAUCCGUACAACGCCCGGAAGAAGAAGUACACCCCAGCAGGCCGACCUUCACGCAGGCACAGUCGACGAGAGACCAGGGUGAUCUAUCACGGGAAGCCUUCCAGCGCAAGGCCGGACACCCCCGACCUGGAGCAUUGCGGAGGGCUGGUACAUCGAUUGGAGAAGACAGUUCUGCGGAAUCCAGCGCGCAGGCUGAGCGGAAGUCGACUGCUGAGCCACGGUUGAUCACGCCACAGAUCGCCCAGGAGUUUUCCAUCCUCAAACUGGAUCUCAAAGUGGGCGCUCUAUCUCAGACGGAGCUUGUUCAUUCCUUGGAAAAGAAGUCAAUUGCCUCGUUGCUCGACGGAAAGAUCAGUCAAAGCGUUCGGCAUCUGCUUGCUCUACGGGACCGCAUCGAGGACACCUCCAGCAAAGUUUUAGUGACCGGAGAUCUCAAUGCCGGGAAGUCGACAUUCUGCAACGCCCUUUUACGGCGCAAGAUCCUCCCUGAAGAUCAACAGCCAUGCACCAGCAUAUUCUGUGAGGUCCUUGACGCCAAAGACAAUGGUGGCGUAGAGGAGGUACAUGCUGUUCACAAAGAUUCAAUUUAUGACCGGAAUGACGAAAGCACAUAUGACAGCUACUCCCUACAGGAGCUGGAAAAGAUUGUGGUGGAUAAUGAACGGUAUAUGCAGUGCAAAGUCUAUAUUAGAGACGUCCGGAGCAUUGACCGGUCGUUACUAAAUAAUGGCGUCGUGGAUAUUGCACUGAUUGAUGCGCCAGGGCUGAACUCUGACUCGGUCAAGACAACUGCAGUAUUCGCGCGGCAGGAAGAAAUCGACGUCGUUGUCUUCGUGGUAUCCGCCGCCAAUCAUUUCACAUUAUCCGCCAAGGAGUUUAUAUGGCAAGCCGCCCAUGAGAAGUCCUACAUCUUCAUGGUAGUCAACGGCUUUGACAACAUCCGAGAUAAGCAGCGAUGUCAGAAAUUGAUUCUCGAGCAGUUGGCCAAACUCAGUCCCCAAACCUUUAAAGAGGCCCAGGAGCUGGUACAUUUUGUGUCUAGCAAUGCCAUUCCCAUGGCACCAGCACCAGCCCCCAGCGGCUCGGGGGCCGAUGCGGGCGGAUCCGGGCCCUCGAAUCCUCCAGAUGGUGACGACGAUGAUGGUGGGAACGACCAUGAUAAGGGCAAAGGCAAGGAUAAGGAGAAGAUCCAAGAUUUCGAGGUGCUUGAGGGAGCUCUACGUAGGUUCGUCCUGGAGAAGAGAGCGCGCUCGAAGCUGGCUCCGGCCAAGACUUACCUAAUGAACUGCUUGGGCGACCUGAACGUCCUCGCCACGGUGAACCGGGACGUUGCACAGGCGGAACUUGAACGCGUGGCGAAAGAACUCUCCGAAAUCGAGCCCAAGUUUGCAGAGAGACAGAAGCAGCGGGUGGCCGUAACGGAGCAGGUUGAGAAGGAAAUUGACGCCACCUCAACCGACGUUUACAACCAUACACGUACGACCUUGUCGAGUACAAUCGCCAAUGUCGGCAAGGCAGAUCACGGCGUCGAGUAUCCAGGCAUAUGGUCCGCUUUCCAGUUUGCCGAAGAUCUCCGUAUCGCCAUGCUCGACCAAAUCUCAGCUGCAGUCACUAGCUGCGAAGCCUACGGGAGAAGCAAAACCGUCGAAGGGGUUAGCAUGAUCAAAUCCCUGGGUCUCUUACACGUGGGCGACAGCUACGAGAGACUGAACUUCCAAGCGGACAAGAUGUUCCAACGCCGGAAAGACGCGUUGGUGCGUUCCGUCGACACCGAUGUAGACAUUUGGGACUUUUUCGACUUGGCAAGCAUAUGGGAGCGGCAGGAGAAGACCGUUGGAACAGGCCUGGCACUUACCGUUGUUGGAACCGUGGGCUCCAGAGCAAUGGGUGGCGUCGGGUGGAUUGAUGGUGCCUUCGGGGCAGCAAGGGUUCUUGGUAACCGGAAUCUGAGAAGGUUGAUCUUGCCAGGUGUUGUUGCUGCUGCCGUCCUUACCGUCGCCUACGUCUUGUCCACCAUUCCUCAGACUCUUCCGCCCCGACUGGCAUCAAAACUGUCAGCGACUCUGGCAGAGAUGGACUAUACACAUAGCAAUGCGCACCGCAUAGCCGGCGAAGUUCGAAGAGUGCUCCGAUAUCCGGCCCAACAACUGACGGCGGAUCUUGCCCGAGGGGUAGAGGAGCUGAAGCAGAAAAAGGAAGAUGUGACCAAGGUCAAGCGUGAGAGCGAAGUGGCACGCAAGUACUUUGGAAACCUGGUUCGCGAUUCCUCCGAAACACGGCGGAGAGUCGCGAGUAUCGACCUGGAAGGACCGCCAGGAGCAGUCGGGGCAUACGCAAGCUGAAGAAAAAGCAACAUAAUCCUUUCGCAGGCGGCAUGAGAUUGUGAGUUUGAGCGUGACGGAGUGUCGGGUUGAGCGAGCGUCUUCUGGCAGUGCUUCAUUCUCUCCACUUGCUCUCUCCAUUCUUUCAGAUACUGAAUACAACUUGAAUGACCAUGUAGCAAUUGAUCAUCCUGGAUAUUUGAAGAUGC